AUGUACCGGGGACAGCAUGUUCGAAUUCUUUUUGCUGUGAGUCUGGCCUUGCAGGUCAUUCAUUAUGGGAAAGGCCGUGAAAAAGAGGAGCAUAAAGGUGAUGGAGAAAAUGUGCAUGCAACAGCCCAAAAGCAACAGCCAAAAAAUCAAGGCACUACUCUACAUAUGUUUAAUGACAUGAAUCGGAGUGAUGAGAGCAGCAAGCAACAGAGUUCGAGGACUUUUGUACCUUUCACGGGGCUUACAGAUAGUAAAAAACUGAACAGGCAUUGUUGUCAAAAUGGAGGAACCUGUAUUCUGGGCAGUUUCUGUGCAUGCCCAAAACACUUCACUGGCAGAUAUUGUGAGCAUGAUGAGCAGAAUAGCAACUGUGGCAGUGUUGCCCAUGGAGUCUGGGUGCAAAAGGGUUGUCGAUUCUGUCGAUGUGGCUAUGGGAUUCUGCACUGCCUUUCGGAAAUAAUGCAAGACAACUGUGAUCUAAAAAUAGAAGAGGAGGAAUUUCUCAGGUUACGUUCUAGUGGCUCGAGAUCACAGCAAACAGUGUGCUCUCUCAUUCUCCUACUCUGCUUCUUCACAUUAUUCUGCAGCAGGCUCCAUCAGCAGCUUUGA
This is a messenger RNA of Emys orbicularis (European pond turtle), 609 nucleotides long. RefSeq names its product cryptic protein-like. Lineage: Eukaryota; Metazoa; Chordata; Testudines; Emydidae. The transcript has 6 exons. The record is from RefSeq and is a predicted model, not a curated record. Gene Ontology annotation, molecular function: nodal binding; activin receptor binding. Gene Ontology annotation, biological process: nodal signaling pathway; determination of left/right symmetry; anterior/posterior pattern specification. Gene Ontology annotation, cellular component: extracellular region; cell surface. The coding region runs from base 1 to 609 and encodes 202 amino acids.